Molecule: messenger RNA, 1364 nt
Organism: Molossus molossus (Pallas's mastiff bat)
Lineage: Eukaryota; Metazoa; Chordata; Mammalia; Chiroptera; Molossidae
Gene: TMED10
Product: transmembrane p24 trafficking protein 10
Exons: 5
Coding region: 66-725 (219 amino acids)
Biological process (GO): endoplasmic reticulum to Golgi vesicle-mediated transport; intracellular protein transport; Golgi organization
Cellular component (GO): COPI-coated vesicle; COPII-coated ER to Golgi transport vesicle; endoplasmic reticulum-Golgi intermediate compartment
Source: RefSeq, a predicted model, not a curated record
GAGUCACGUGGGCCCUCCCGGUUCCGGCGUGGUAGAGGCCCGGGUGUUGAACAGUCUCCGGCACCAUGUCUGGUUUGUCUGGCCUACAAGCCCAACGUGGCCCUUGCCAAUUAGCGUUGCUGCUUUCACUCCUGCUCGGCCCCAGUUUGGUUCUCGCCAUCUCCUUCCAUCUACCCGUUAACUCCCGCAAGUGCCUCCGUGAGGAGAUCCACAAGGACCUGCUGGUGACCGGCGCGUACGAGAUCACCGACCAGUCUGGGGGUGCUGGCGGCCUGCGCACCCACCUCAAGAUCACAGAUUCUGCUAGCCAUAUUCUGUAUUCCAAGGAGGAUGCAACCAAGGGGAAAUUUGCCUUUACCACUGAAGAUUAUGACAUGUUCGAAGUGUGUUUUGAGAGCAAAGGAACAGGGCGGAUACCUGACCAACUCGUGAUCCUAGACAUGAAGCAUGGAGUGGAGGCGAAAAAUUAUGAAGAGAUUGCAAAAGUUGAGAAGCUGAAACCUUUAGAGGUGGAGCUACGACGCCUAGAAGAUCUUUCAGAAUCUAUCGUUAAUGAUUUUGCCUACAUGAAGAAACGAGAGGAGGAGAUGCGUGAUACCAAUGAGUCAACAAACACUCGGGUUCUGUACUUCAGCAUCUUUUCAAUGUUCUGCCUCAUUGGACUAGCCACGUGGCAGGUCUUCUACCUUCGUCGCUUCUUUAAGGCCAAGAAGUUGAUUGAGUAAUAAGGUCUACUCUCCUCCCACCUUGCAUCUCAGCCAGCAGAACAUCACUGGGACGUGCCUGGCCUAAGGCAUCCUACCAACAGCACCGUAAAGGCACAUUGGAACUUUCUUGCCAGAACUGAUCUCUCUUGGUGUGGGAGGACAUGGAUUACCACCUACACCCAACAAGUCAUUGAGGGACUUCUUUUUAACUUGAUAGGAUUUGGACUGGUUUUACAACAACAGGACUAUUAUUAGAGUCGCAUAUGACAAGAAAUAGGGGUUACCUAGAUAAUGCCAAAGCCAGCAUUUGUACUGGGUUUCCUCAUGUGAUCUGUUUGAACCAUGUUUUCUUUCCUUCUUCCACUUGCUCACCAGCUUGGGCUUCCACUCUAGUUCCUUUACCAAGAUUUGAAUGAAUAUGUGAAACUUGUUUCUUUCUGAUCGUCCUCUUUGGAUUUCUGCGUGAAAACACCCUUAACUUUAUCUUAACCCUUAGCUGAAAUGUUUAAGUAGCUUCUUGUGGUAUCCUUUCAUAAUUUUAUGUCUCCUAUAAGGGUGAUGGAUGUGACACCUCUAGAAAUGAGCUUUGAAUUACAGAUAACUCUUAAAGAAAAUUUUAUUUUAGAGAAUUAAAAUGUUUGUGCCCAACUGCUUGAA